Molecule: messenger RNA, 1014 nt
Organism: Cavenderia fasciculata
Lineage: Eukaryota; Evosea; Eumycetozoa; Acytosteliales; Cavenderiaceae
Exons: 2
Coding region: 1-1014 (337 amino acids)
Source: RefSeq, a predicted model, not a curated record
AUGCUGGAUCAACAAUUAUACCUCGAUCUCCAGGGUCUAUGCGCACUCAAGACACUAACUCUUGGUGAUGGCCACUACCCAACAGAUGACAGACAGUAUUGUAUAGAGGUUAGUGUCCCUCCUUCACUAAAGAUUCUUUAUCUAAUGUCAGAGUGCGCACAUCGCACCUCGUUGUACAAUGCCAUUGUUGGAAAGAUUACAUUUAAUGCAAAUGUUGAAAAGAUUAGAAUAGAAAAAUUCACAAGAGAACCUAUACUUGAAGGAUUAGUAUUCCCACCAUCAGUCACUCAUCUAACCAUCUCAGGAGAGUAUGAACCUGUACAGCUCCCAGAGUCACUCAUCAAGUUAAAGAUGCCAAUCGACAACAACAACAACAACCAAGGAGGCCUGAUCAAUCUUCAAUAUUUGAAAAAACUCAUCUAUACAACUGAUCAACCAAACAACAACGACAUCCAAUUUGUUCUCCCAUCCACCUCUACUGCUGCUGUUGCUGCUGCUGACUAUCCACCUAAUCUCGAAACACUCAAUCUCAUUCAAAUCAAAUCAAAUUAUACCAUUGACAACUUACCACCAACCAUUAAAUAUCUAUCAAUACUAUUGAACAAUACCAACAAUGACAGGUCACAAAAAUAUCCUCCAAUCUUUUCAAUUAAUUCUAGGUUGUCCAAUAUCUCCCAAAUACAAUGGCUACCAUACAAUACUACACAUCUAACUUGCCAACUAGAGAUUACUCUACAACAGGGGGCCUUUAGAUUGGAUCAAGUGAUCAAUCACACCAACGUGAGACAUUUAUGUCUUAUCAUUUCCGAUACAAUAUUACAUUUUUCAAUUCAAAGAUUGGACACGGGCAAACACAAAGUAUUGGUAUUGGAAACAAAGUCAAUUUCAGGUGGAAUAAUCACACAAAGAAAAACAAAUUACAAUCAACAAUAUGACCCCAUUUAUUUACAUUUUAAAGUAGCGGGAUCAGGUCCAUUUGAAUUGAAAUGUAUACUAAAUUUCAAAAAACUAUAA